Messenger RNA from Durusdinium trenchii, 1251 nucleotides. The record is from the annotation of a GenBank genome assembly. Lineage: Eukaryota; Dinophyceae; Suessiales; Symbiodiniaceae.
AGACAUUUGAUCAGUUUUUUGACAGUCGGUUGGCAGUGACAGCAGCAUGGCUGCCACAGUCCUGGCGUCCCCAUCGCCGGCACGUGCGCGUGCCUUCGACUUUGACUACCGGUCCCCAGCACGGGUUGAAGGCUCCCCGUUGCCUUGUCGGACUGGAUGCACAGACAAGCUGGAAGAGGUGUGUGCAACAUCACAGAUGAGAGUGAAGCAGUGGCGAAAGGAGCGAAGCCAAGCUAUGAGCGCCAUAGCACAGCGAGGGCUGCAGGAGAUCUUGAAGGAAGAAGACGUUCUGGAAGACCUGCAGGCAGAUCUUGCCACGGUCGAGGAGCUCACAGAGGCAGCCCGAGGCUUUCGUGAAGAAGGAGCGCAGUUGGGAGAGGCCGUGCUUCAAUGCAUGAAGUCGGCUGGCGACCGAGCAGAGGUGGUCACAAAAGCAAAAGAGAUUCUGCGCAGUGCAAAGGCAGACUAUCAGAAGGAGCUUGAAGCAGAAGAGCAGAGAUUUGCAGAGCAGAAAGAGGCUUCCAGACUCCAGCAUCUGAAGAUUGAAGCUUUCUUGCAACGGUACAGCUGCUGCUUGGGCUUGGAGAUCACCCGCGUUUGUGCGCAGACCAUUCGAUUGUGCUUCACGUUGAUUGACAAGGCAGACACCAGCAGGGAGUUCACUCUGGUGCUGGGCCUCUCCAAAGAGGGCUAUGUGGCUUCGAACUGCAACCCGGAGGUGCCAGAGCUUCCUGAACUGCUCGAACGUCUCAACGAGGAUUCCACCAAUGUCGCAGCGGUCCCAAGAUUUGUAUGUGGCUUGCGCCGGGCAUUUGCUCGCAUUGCAGCUUGAACGCUCCAUGAGUGAGGACGACGCUUAAGGAAUGUCUCGCAGCAACAUCAUCAAAAAACAUCCUCGUGCUGAGACUUUUUGUGACAAUUUGUGACCCUGUAGAAGCAGGCUUUUACUUGACAGUCAGGCUUUCAAUGGGUGGUUGCGAGGUUGGUGAGAUCCCAUUCUGAAGAUUCAGCCAGGAUGAUGUUCUGAGAGCUCCGGUCCCCGAGACCGAGACGGAUUUUUUGUGAAUUCACGCUUUCCUGAGUUUCACGGCUUGUCCCAGACCACUCUGAGCAAAUUUCUCCAGGCAAUUGGUCUCAGAUCUUGUUUGUUGUUUUUGGAGACGUUGUGCACAUUCGGUUUGUAUAUUAAUUUGCAAAGCUCCCUGCUGCAUUAAUUCGACCAUUGAACCAACAUCAGUUGUGAAAAGAAGA